GGAGCUAGCGCUCAAGCAGAGCCCAGCGCGGUGCUAUCGGACAGAGCCUGGCGAGCGCAAGCGGCGCGGGGAGCCAGCGGGGCUGAGCGCGGCCAGGGUCUGAACCCAGAUUUCCCAGACUAGCUACCACUCCGCUUGCCCACGCCCCGGGAGCUCGCGGCGCCUGGCGGUCAGCGACCAGACGUCCGGGGCCGCUGCGCUCCUGGCCCGCGAGGCGUGACACUGUCUCGGCUACAGACCCAGAGGUAAGAGGGCCUGGCUGGGGGCGUCAGGGAUGAGCUGACGGCCCAUGCCACGGAAGAGAGGUAAGAAGUGGGGGCCCGCGCCUCCACCCGGCACAGGGUAAACGUUACCCGCCUCAGUUUCUGUUUGUCUGUCCACCCUGUGCUGUGCAGUCUACCUCUAUCUGUCUGUUUGUCCAUGCGUCUGUUGAUGGGCACACGCUCUUGGCACUGUCCUCUGUGGGAUUUCUCUGAGAUCUUGUGAUGCUUUACAAGCUGCAGGUGCCGGGGGGCGCUGGAGUCCCCAGAGGGCAUCCAGAGGGGGCAGACUCCUGCUUUCCGUAGAUUUUCCCCCUUCUGAAUGGCACCGGGGGCUUGCGCCCGGGAGAGUGUCUCGCCGAGGAGGGAGUACCACAAGGGUCAGGUCUCGGUGUCCUGCCGACUGGGAGCCAGCUCACGCCGAGCUCUAGCGGGCGUGCGCCUAGCAACAGGUCUGCGCCCUGCUGCUCCUGCCUCAGCACGCUCUUCCUCCCAGUUUCCCUCGCCUCCCAGUGCCUCCGGGACAGCGCUAGGCACCCAGCGACGCGCUGGCGCGGGGCCGAGCUGAGGCAAUUGCAAUGUUAGAUGAACCCGGGGGGCUCUGCUGAUGUUUAGACUGAGACUCCAAACGUGGCAUCGCUGGAAGAAGGUCUGGUGGUCCCUGGCAAAGGACGUCGGCUCCAAGAAAGGUCGCGUUAGGUUGUGAGGAAAGGCAGAGAGUCCUGGCAGAACGCUGGCCAGGUCUCCAGCUCGCCGCUCUGGGAACGAAGGCCAGUGACAUUCUGGAAUGGACCCCAAGGGAUGCGUGUGCUCAUGAGAGAGGAGCGCUGUGCGCCCUGGGUCCUCAGCCGCAGACACUCUCUGCGACAGCCGCUGUUCCCCAAGGGUCGGACGCUACGGCAGUCCCAGGAGUUCCGCCAGCUGCCGGGUUUGAGGUCCUGAGUCCUUCUCCAAGCAGCCAACGCUACCCACAGGUGAGAGCUCCCUUUAAAAACUAAUCUUCUGAUGUGUGAGCCAGUGCCUGGCUGCAGCCCCAUACCAGGGACGGUGAGCCGGGGAGCGCGUCUCUCCAUCCCUGCGGUCUGGAAAGUGAUCCAGGGCGCGCCCGAGGGCGGGGAGCCGGCGGCUCUGCGUGCCCAGGCGCGACGCCACCAUGGACAGCUCCCAGCCACUUCCUCCACUCGGGGUCUGUGGCCCUGGGUCUCCGGGGAAGUCGUGCGCUUUCUUCCCAGACCCAAGGCGUUGGGGCGCUGGGAAAGAGGAAAGGGACUGAGAGUCCGCUGGGGCCCUCGGUAUUACCACUCAGGAGGCAGCCCAGCCCUCAGGAGUCUGUGGUUUGUGACCAGGUCCUAGCUGAGCCGGCAGUUCUGCAGGACCUCCCGGGGGCACUCUGUGGUUCUCUGGCUUUUCUAUGACACCACGGAGACCCCUCAGAGCUGUUAGGAAAGUAUGGCCCCUGAGAAUCCGACCCAGGCAGUGAGAUAAUGCCAGAUACAAUUACGCCAGACAUAAUUAGGGAUCCAGCUCAAACUGUUUUCUGUGUAGGGCACAAGUUCAUGUGUUCCAUCAAAUUAAAUUAUUUAUUUAGUACAUAUGGGAUUGGGAGGAUAUAUUAGUUUUACGAUUAAUGAUAGAAUGGAGAAGAAAUCAAAUAGAGCAAAUUUAUAGAGAAGGCAAUCGGAUGCAUUUGCAAAAGCAACUAUGCGGUUUUCUGAUCCUAAUAGUUUUGUUCAAAGCCCAUGACUUUCUUAAAGCAAUUUCCAAAGGCUCCUUUUUAGCCCAGUAGAUGACUUUUCAAGUUGGUCACUUGAAACAGGGUGGAAAAACCUGUAGGGUUUAAUCUGUGCACCAAAUUAAAGAUCUCCCUUCUCUGGUAAGAAACGACACUGGAUGGGGCUCUUUUUGUCAUUUCCACCCAUACUGAAGUGUGUAUCUUCCUUUAUUUUAAAAUUACAAGAAACGCAGGUCUGCUUUUUUUGUGUGUGACUGACAAAGGCCGACGGAGAGUAAAAACAAGUAAACACCUCUUAUAAAAAAAAAUUUUGAGACAGCAUCUGUGACUUUGGGAAAGUUGCUCAAAUGUUUUGUGCCUGUUUGCUGAUAUGUAAACUGGGAAUAACGCAAUGCCAUCUUGCAGGGUUGCUAUGAGAAUUACAGUAAUUGGUACAAUGUAAAGCAUUUAAUCCAGUGCUGAGCAUAGAGAAAUCGUUUUAAAUGGUAGCAAUUACAGGUAUAUUUUAAAGACAGUUGUGCAUUUCUUUUGAAUUAUGUUCACCAUCCCUUUGCCCUCUCUCUUAACCUAGUAACUGUUUGAUAGGGACUCCAUCUUCACUUUAUUUUUGCAUCCGAGAACUUGUUGAUGGAAUUGAUGAAAAUGCUGGAGUUGAUCACAAUGAAAAAAAAAUUCUUAUUUAAAGACAAAUGGAAGAACUUUUAUGUGAUAAAAAUCGGUCAACUGUUUUCCCCUACCUACACUACUUGGAGGAAAGAUAAAACUCAGAAGGAAUCUUAGCUUCUUCCGUCUAAAAGGAUUGGAGCUGAAGAAUACAUGCUACAGAUGCUCAGAAUCUUUCUAUGAGACUGCUGGUGACAUGAACAGAGCAGGAGGACAUGGGGCCUUGGAUGACCUUGAAUUCCUGGCUGUCUUCUGUGGACUCCCAUGCAGAUUCCAGUUUCCAGCAUACCCAUGGCUUUCUGAUGGAGAAGGUCAGUGAAGCCGCAUCACUUAUGCAGCUCCAGGUGGGGGUCACUCGGCUCAAGGUGGUGGAGUUGGAACUCAGACCUAUGUCACCGUGACAAGCCCUGGACUCCGGUGCGGCUGGGCCUGGGGCUACCUGAAGGGAGAGCAGAGACUCAGGUGCCCGGUGAGCAAUGGCAGUGAGGAGAAGCAGAGAGCAACGCCAGCAAGCAACGCCUCCUGCCCCUGCUUUUGCUCUUGUGUCUCUUGACCCUGUGAGGUCCAGCAACCAUGGGGACUGAGCAGCAGUUGGACUUGGGGGCAGCCGAGCUUCUGGAAAAUUUUAGCUUGUUAUUGUGAAGACUUGUGGAAUAUCCCAAAGUGCUGGCUUUCGGAAAAGGGUGCCUACAUUUUCUUCUGCACAGGCUCUGCUGAAGGAGUUUGCUGCACUCUUGAAAGGACAGGCAAGCUCAGGUCCUCAUGGCUCGAUCUCUGAGCAGGCCUCUAACCCAGUGAGGACAGCGGUCAACCAGUCUCCAGCUAACAGCUUCCUGCAGAGACUUCCAGCAUUGUUAGCUAACAUGCACUCUUCUGAGGCCUUCAACAGCUGGAAACUGUUUCAGGACUAUCUUGCCAGCUAAGAAGCGGAAUCCCAGUUCUUGUUGCCAGGAAGCUUUUAAUGGCCAAUGGAGAAUGCUGUCCUCCCUUGGUGAAAGAAUUCCCAAGGAAAUUUGGGAAUCUUUUAGGAUUCACUUCAAUGGAAUGUUUCUUGGGACAUGUGUCUUCAGGCACUGGAAGCCACUCACGGACAAGAAGGCACGGAUGACCCCUUGCUCAGCAAUGUGGGAUUAGCCUCUUUGGGCAGGGCAAUCUCUCUGCCCCCAGUGGCUUAGACAGCUGGCUCUGAGACAUAGCAGAAGGUCUCACAAAUGUUAGGAAAAGGGGGUUGAGCAUUAUUCCUCCAUGUGGAAUUAUUUUUGUAUUUAUCCAGAAAGUGACUCUUUUUUGGUCUUUGAAAUCAUCUGUGAUAUAAUUAGAAGAUGUCAGAGCUUCAAUGUCCAUGUCACUAACCUCCCCACUCGGUACCUGGGAAGUCUGAGGUCCACAGAAGGAAAUGUCUUAAUGAGGGUCACCCAACAAGUUAGGGCAGGAGGGAUGCCCCCGCCCAGCCUGCCUCCCAUACCCUGCCACCUCCAACCUUGCUGUCUGUCAUCUUCCUUUACCAAGGAAGGGCUCCUCUGAAGCCAUGAUGAUUUGGGGCCCUUUGGCAGCAGACAGCAAACUAUUCAUACCUUUGGUUUUUCUAAACUGGUGGAGACCUGAGACCAGGGUUCUGGCUUUUCCAUGAGGACCAUAAUAUGCUCCUAUUCCUGCUGUUCCCUUCUUUUCUAUUGCAAGGAGCAUGAAAUGGAGCACUCCUCUUCUGGGGGCCAUGGGAAAGGAGCCAUUCCCAGAUGCCGUGAUGCGUGACUUCAGCAAUCUGGCUGAAGUGACUAGAAUGGGCCCUGUUGUUCUCGGCAGAGCAGGCUUGGGUCAGGCAGGGCGGCUGUUAAGAGGACACGGCCGGCAUUGAUUCUGGGAGUAUCGUUUCCUCCCUCCCCCGGCCUCCCAAGCACACCUGUGUGGGAGGUACCAGGCAGAGGGCCCAGUGUGCUCCUUUCAGUCCCCUUGCCUGUCCCACCUCACUGAACUCGCACAAAGAGCUUCACUUUGAACCGAAAGGUCAGGGGUGACCAGACUUUUCGCUAAGCUGGUUCAAAGGGAGGAGCCUGGGCCGGGUGAGAUAGAUUUUGGCCCUUUUCUCAGUGUGGGAGAGUAUCUGUUUGUUCCUGGGCACAACUACAGUCAUAUUCAGAGGAGAAAUUGCGGAGAUGGCAUAGAAGCCGAAGCUGGCCACCGCCAAAGCCCGUCUAAGUUCUCUAUGUGUGCUACAGAGGGCUUGCACAAAGACAUCUCUCCAAGCGACAUUAUAGCCUGAAAAGGAAAUCUCACAUCUUUUCCUUUAUUAAGUUCCUGUCUGUAGGUUUACCUAGACAGAUUCCCAUAGUAAACUUCUAUAUGAGUAAAAGGAAACAAAAAUAACGGUGGCUUAAAUAAAAUCGAAGUUUAAUAAACUAGAAGUUUAAUUCAGGCGGGCAUGGUGGCUCACGCCUGUAAUCCCAACACUUUGGGAUCACUUGAGGUCAGGAGUUUGAGACCAACCUGGCCAACAUGGUGAAAUGCUGUCCCUACUAAAAAUACAAAAAUUAGCCAGGUGUGGUGGUGCAUGCCUGCAAUCCCAACUACUGGGGAGGCUGAGGCAGGAGAAUUGCUGGAACCCAGGAGGUAGAGGUUGCAGUGAGCCGAGCUCCCGCCACUACACUCUAGCCUGGUGACAGAGCAAGACUCUGUCUUAAUAAAAUAAAAUAAAAUAAUAAAAUAAAAUAGCUUAAUUCUGUCUCAAUAAAAUGAGUCCAUCAUCUAGGGCUAUUUUGGUUCUACACAGGGUCAGGGCCUAAGUUUUCUCUCUGCUUGCAUUGGCAUCCUCAGUGCAUGCAUGGCUCCUACUAUAUGGCCCAAGAUAGCUGCUGAAAAUCCAGCCAUCACAUCUUCUUUCCAGCUAGCAGGAAGGAGAAGGGAGAGAAGAAAGUCUCUCUGUCCUUCCUUUAAGGGAAUUUCCUGGAAUUCAAACACUACACUUCUGCUAUAUUGGCCAGAGCUGAAUUUCAAGGCCACAACUAAUGCAAGGGAGACUGAGGAAUGUAAUCUUUAUUCUAGGUAGCCAUGUGCCCAGAUAAAAACCAGGGAUUCUGUUACCGAGGAAGGAGAAGAAAAUGAAUACUGGGGACAAUUAGCUAUCUUUGCUACAUCUUCCUCCUAGAUAGAUAAGAGGGCUUAUAACAUGUGGGCAUCUAUAUUUAUGUUUCCAAUAUUAUUAUCCGGGACUGGAUUAGAAGCAUAGACUGAUAAUGUAAAGGUUAGAAAUCAGCCAGUCCACACCCUCAUUUUAAAGGUUAGAAAACUGAGAUCCAGAGAGAUUAAACAGAUCAUCUGAGAUCACACAGCGAGUUGGUGGAAUCUAAUUCCCAGCUCAUGUUCAGUGGGAGUAUUUUUGUUCUGCUCUGUUUCUUAACUUAAGAGAAAAGCUUCAUUCUGGAGGGGAAGGAGUUUUGAGUGCCAAGGAUGAAAUUCCACCCAUCACUCGGUCUCUGAGCUGCAGGACACAGGCAGGACAACGGUAGGAUUUUCAUGCCCCGAUCUGCCUGGCCUUGAGUUGUGGCAGCUGGGGAAGCCACUGGUGAGGACGCUGCACUGGAGUGUGGGCUGGCUGAGUGUGCCCAUUCUGUCACUGCCUGUCCCGUGUCUGUGUGUGUGCAUGUGGCUCUGUUUAUCUCCAUGUCGGCCCUGUAUACUGAUUCCAGCCUGCCAAGGCUGCAUGUCUGACUCUGUGUGCUUCUCUUUCAGGGAGCACACUGCCAGGAUGGGAGCUGCUGGGAGGCAGGACUUCCUCUUCAAGGCCAUGCUGACCAUCAGCUGGCUCACUCUGACCUGCUUCCCUGGGGCCACAUCCACAGUGGCUGCUGGGUGCCCUGACCAGAGCCCUGAGUUGCAACCCUGGAACCCUGGCCAUGACCAAGACCACCAUGUGCAUAUCGGCCAGGGCAAGACACUGCUGCUCACCUCUUCUGCCACGGUCUAUUCCAUCCACAUCUCAGAGGGAGGCAAGCUGGUCAUUAAAGACCACGACGAGCCGAUUGUUUUGCGAACCCGGCACAUCCUGAUUGACAACGGAGGAGAGCUGCAUGCUGGGAGUGCCCUCUGCCCUUUCCAGGGCAAUUUCACCAUCAUUUUGUAUGGAAGGGCUGAUGAAGGUAUUCAGCCGGAUCCUUACUAUGGUCUGAAGUACAUUGGGGUUGGUAAAGGAGGCGCUCUUGAGUUGCAUGGACAGAAAAAGCUCUCCUGGACAUUUCUGAACAAGACCCUUCACCCAGGUGGCAUGGCAGAAGGAGGCUAUUUUUUUGAAAGGAGCUGGGGCCACCGUGGAGUUAUUGUUCAUGUCAUCGACCCCAAAUCAGGCACAGUCAUCCAUUCUGACCGGUUUGACACCUAUAGAUCCAAGAAAGAGAGUGAACGUCUGGUCCAGUAUUUGAACGCGGUGCCCGAUGGCAGGAUCCUUUCUGUUGCAGUGAAUGAUGAAGGUUCUCGAAAUCUGGAUGACAUGGCCAGGAAGGCGAUGACCAAAUUGGGAAGCAAACACUUCCUGCACCUUGGAUUUAGACACCCUUGGAGUUUUCUAACUGUGAAAGGAAAUCCAUCAUCUUCAGUGGAAGACCAUAUUGAAUAUCAUGGACAUCGAGGCUCUGCUGCUGCCCGGGUAUUCAAAUUGUUCCAGACAGAGCAUGGCGAAUAUUUCAAUGUUUCUUUGUCCAGUGAGUGGGUUCAAGACGUGGAGUGGACGGAGUGGUUCGAUCAUGAUAAAGUAUCUCAGACUAAAGGUGGGGAGAAAAUUUCAGACCUCUGGAAAGCUCACCCAGGAAAAAUAUGCAAUCGUCCCAUUGAUAUACAGGCCACUACAAUGGAUGGAGUUAACCUCAGCACCGAGGUUGUCUACAAAAAAGGCCAGGAUUAUAGGUUUGCUUGCUACGACCGGGGCAGAGCCUGCCGGAGCUACCGUGUACGGUUCCUCUGUGGGAAGCCUGUGAGGCCCAAACUCACAGUCACCAUUGACACCAAUGUGAACAGCACCAUUCUGAACUUGGAGGAUAAUGUACAGUCAUGGAAACCUGGAGAUACCCUGGUCAUUGCCAGUACUGAUUACUCCAUGUACCAGGCAGAAGAGUUCCAGGUGCUUCCCUGCAGAUCCUGCGCCCCCAACCAGGUCAAAGUGGCAGGGAAACCAAUGUACCUGCACAUCGGGGAGGAGAUAGACGGCGUGGACAUGCGGGCGGAGGUUGGGCUUCUGAGCCGGAACAUCAUAGUGAUGGGGGAGAUGGAGGACAAAUGCUACCCCUACAGAAACCACAUCUGCAAUUUCUUUGACUUCGAUACCUUUGGGGGCCACAUCAAGUUUGCUCUGGGAUUUAAGGCAGCACACUUGGAGGGCACGGAGCUGAAGCAUAUGGGACAGCAGCUGGUGGGUCAGUACCCGAUUCACUUCCACCUGGCCGGUGAUGUAGACGAAAGGGGAGGUUAUGACCCACCCACAUACAUCAGGGACCUCUCCAUCCAUCAUACAUUCUCUCGCUGCGUCACAGUCCAUGGCUCCAAUGGCUUGUUGAUCAAGGACGUUGUGGGCUAUAACUCUUUGGGCCACUGCUUCUUCACGGAAGAUGGGCCGGAGGAACGCAACACUUUUGACCACUGUCUUGGCCUCCUUGUCAAGUCUGGAACCCUCCUCCCCUCGGACCGUGACAGCAAGAUGUGCAAGAUGAUCACAGAGGACUCCUACCCGGGGUACAUCCCCAAGCCCAGGCAAGACUGCAAUGCUGUGUCCACCUUCUGGAUGGCCAAUCCCAACAACAACCUCAUCAACUGUGCCGCUGCAGGAUCUGAGGAAACUGGAUUUUGGUUUAUUUUUCACCACGUACCAACGGGCCCCUCCGUGGGAAUGUACUCCCCAGGUUAUUCAGAGCACAUUCCACUGGGAAAAUUCUAUAACAACCGAGCACAUUCCAACUACCGGGCUGGCAUGAUCAUAGACAACGGAGUCAAAACCACCGAGGCCUCUGCCAAGGACAAGCGGCCGUUCCUCUCAAUCAUCUCUGCCAGAUACAGCCCUCACCAGGACGCCGACCCGCUGAAGCCCCGGGAGCCGGCCAUCAUCAGACACUUCAUUGCCUACAAGAACCAGGACCACGGGGCCUGGCUGCGCGGCGGGGAUGUGUGGCUGGACAGCUGCCGGUUUGCUGACAAUGGCAUUGGCCUGACCCUGGCCAGUGGUGGAACCUUCCCGUAUGACGACGGCUCCAAGCAAGAGAUAAAGAACAGCUUGUUUGUUGGCGAGAGUGGCAACGUGGGGACGGAAAUGAUGGACAAUAGGAUCUGGGGCCCUGGCGGCUUGGACCAUAGCGGAAGGACCCUCCCUAUAGGCCAGAAUUUUCCAAUUAGAGGAAUUCAGUUAUAUGAUGGCCCCAUCAACAUCCAAAACUGCACUUUCCGAAAGUUUGUGGCCCUGGAGGGCCGGCACACCAGCGCCCUGGCCUUCCGCCUGAAUAAUGCCUGGCAGAGCUGCCCCCAUAACAACGUGACCGGCAUUGCCUUUGAGGACGUUCCGAUUACUUCCAGAGUGUUCUUCGGAGAGCCUGGGCCCUGGUUCAACCAGCUGGACAUGGAUGGGGAUAAGACAUCUGUGUUCCAUGACGUCGACGGCUCCGUGUCCGAGUACCCUGGCUCCUACCUCACGAAGAAUGACAACUGGCUGGUCCGGCACCCAGACUGCAUCAAUGUUCCCGACUGGAGAGGGGCCAUUUGCAGUGGGUGCUAUGCACAGAUGUACAUUCAAGCCUACAAGACCAGUAACCUGCGAAUGAAGAUCAUCAAGAAUGACUUCCCCAGCCACCCUCUUUACCUGGAGGGGGCGCUCACCAGGAGCACCCAUUACCAGCAAUACCAACCGGUUGUCACCCUGCAGAAGGGCUACACCAUCCACUGGGACCAGACGGCCCCCGCCGAACUCGCCAUCUGGCUCAUCAACUUCAACAAGGGCGACUGGAUCCGAGUGGGGCUCUGCUACCCGCGAGGCACCACAUUCUCCAUCCUCUCGGAUGUUCACAAUCGCCUGCUGAAGCAAACGUCCAAGACGGGCGUCUUCGUGAGGACCUUGCAGAUGGACAAAGUGGAGCAGAGCUACCCUGGCAGGAGCCACUACUACUGGGACGAGGACUCAGGGCUGUUGUUCCUGAAGCUGAAAGCUCAGAACGAGAGAGAGAAGUUUGCUUUCUGCUCCAUGAAAGGCUGUGAGAGGAUAAAGAUUAAAGCUCUGAUUCCAAAGAACGCAGGCGUCAGUGACUGCACAGCCACAGCUUACCCCAAGUUCACCGAGAGGGCUGUCGUAGACGUGCCGAUGCCCAAGAAGCUCUUUGGUUCUCAGCUGAAAACAAAGGACCAUUUCUUGGAGGUGAAGAUGGAGAGUUCCAAGCAGCACUUCUUCCACCUCUGGAACGACUUCGCUUACAUUGAAGUGGAUGGGAAGAAGUACCCCAGUUCGGAGGAUGGCAUCCAGGUGGUGGUGAUUGACGGGAACCAAGGGCGCGUGGUGAGCCACACGAGCUUCAGGAACUCCAUUCUGCAAGGCAUACCAUGGCAGCUUUUCAACUAUGUGGCGACCAUCCCUGACAAUUCCAUAGUGCUUAUGGCAUCAAAGGGAAGAUACGUCUCCAGAGGCCCAUGGACCAGAGUGCUGGAAAAGCUUGGGGCAGACAGGGGUCUCAAGUUGAAAGAGCAAAUGGCAUUCGUUGGCUUCAAAGGCAGCUUCCGGCCCAUCUGGGUGACACUGGACACUGAGGAUCACAAAGCCAAAAUCUUCCAAGUUGUGCCCAUCCCUGUGGUGAAGAAGAAGAAGUUGUGAGGACAGCUGCCGCCCGGUGCCACCUCGUGGUAGACUAUGACGGUGACUCUUGGCAGCAGACCAGUGGGGGAUGGCUGGGUCCCCCAGCCCCUGCCAGCAGCUGCCUGGGAAGGCCGUGUUUCAGCCCUGAUGGGCCAAGGGAAGGCUAUCAGAGACCCUGGUGCUGCCACCUGCCCCUACUCAAGUGUCUACCUGGAGCCCCUGGGGCGGUGCUGGCCAAUGCUGGAAACAUUCACUUUCCUGCAGCCUCUUGGGUGCUUCUCUCCUAUCUGUGCCUCUUCAGUGGGGGUUUGGGGACCAUAUCAGGAGACCUGGGUUGUGCUGACAGCAAAGAUCCACUUUGGCAGGAGCCCUGACCCAGCUAGGAGGUAGUCUGGAGGGCUGGUCAUUCACAGAUCCCCAUGGUCUUCAGCAGACAAGUGAGGGUGGUAAAUGUAGGAGAAAGAGCCUUGGCCUUAAGGAAAUCUUUACUCCUGUAAGCAAGAGCCAACCUCACAGGAUUAGGAGCUGGGGUAGAACUGGCUAUCCUUGGGGAAGAGGCAAGCCCUGCCUCUGGCCGUGUCCACCUUUCAGGAGACUUUGAGUGGCAGGUUUGGACUUGGACUAGAUGACUCUCAAAGGCCCUUUUAGUUCUGAGAUUCCAGAAAUCUGCUGCAUUUCACAUGGUACCUGGAACCCAACAGUUCAUGGAUAUCCACUGAUAUCCAUGAUGCUGGGUGCCCCAGCGCACACGGGAUGGAGAGGUGAGAACUAAUGCCUAGCUUGAGGGGUCUGCAGUCCAGUAGGGCAGGCAGUCAGGUCCAUGUGCACUGCAAUGCCAGGUGGAGAAAUCACAGAGAGGUAAAAUGGAGGCCAGUGCCAUUUCAGAGGGGAGGCUCAGGAAGGCUUCUUGCUUACAGGAAUGAAGGCUGGGGGCAUUUUGCUGGGGGGAGAUGAGGCAGCCUCUGGAAUGGCUCAGGGAUUCAGCCCUCCCUGCCGCUGCCUGCUGAAGCUGGUGACUACGGGGUCGCCCUUUGCUCACGUCUCUCUGGCCCACUCAUGAUGGAGAAGUGUGGUCAGAGGGGAGCAAUGGGCUUUGCUGCUUAUGAGCACAGAGGAAUUCAGUCCCCAGGCAGCCCUGCCUCUGACUCCAAGAGGGUGAAGUCCACAGAAGUGAGCUCCUGCCUUAGGGCCUCAUUUGCUCUUCAUCCAGGGAACUGAGCACAGGGGGCCUCCAGGAGACCCUAGAUGUGCUCGUACUCCCUCGGCCUGGGAUUUCAGAGCUGGAAAUAUAGAAAAUAUCUAGCCCAAAGCCUUCAUUUUAACAGAUGGGGAAAGUGAGCCCCCAAGAUGGGAAAGAACCACACAGCUAAGGGAGGGCCUGGGGAGCCCCACCCUAGCCCUUGCUGCCACACCACAUUGCCUCAACAACCGGCCCCAGAGUGCCCAGGCACUCCUGAGGUAGCUUCUGGAAAUGGGGACAAGUCCCCUCGAAGGAAAGGAAAUGACUAGAGUAGAAUGACAGCUAGCAGAUCUCUUCCCUCCUGCUCCCAGCGCACACAAACCCGCCCUCCCCUUGGUGUUGGCGGUCCCUGUGGCCUUCACUUUGUUCACUACCUGUCAGCCCAGCCUGGGUGCACAGUAGCUGCAACUCCCCAUUGGUGCUACCUGGCUCUCCUGUCUCUGCAGCUCUACAGGUGAGGCCCAGCAGAGGGAGUAGGGCUCGCCAUGUUUCUGGUGAGCCAAUUUGGCUGAUCUUGGGUGUCUGAACAGCUAUUGGGUCCACCCCAGUCCCUUUCAGCUGCUGCUUAAUGCCCUGCUCUCUCCCUGGCCCACCUUAUAGAGAGCCCAAAGAGCUCCUGUAAGAGGGAGAACUCUAUCUGUGGUUUAUAAUCUUGCACGAGGCACCAGAGUCUCCCUGGGUCUUGUGAUGAACUACAUUUAUCCCCUUUCCUGCCCCAACCACAAACUCUUUCCUUCAAAGAGGGCCUGCCUGGCUCCCUCCACCCAACUGCACCCAUGAGACUCGGUCCAAGAGUCCAUUCCCCAGGUGGGAGCCAACUGUCAGGGAGGUCUUUCCCACCAAACAUCUUUCAGCUGCUGGGAGGUGACCAUAGGGCUCUGCUUUUAAAGAUAUGGCUGCUUCAAAGGCCAGAGUCACAGGAAGGACUUCUUCCAGGGAGAUUAGUGGUGAUGGAGAGGAGAGUUAAAAUGACCUCAUGUCCUUCUUGUCCACGGUUUUGUUGAGUUUUCACUCUUCUAAUGCAAGGGUCUCACACUGUGAACCACUUAGGAUGUGAUCACUUUCAGGUGGCCAGGAAUGUUGAAUGUCUUUGGCUCAGUUCAUUUAAAAAAGAUAUCUAUUUGAAAGUUCUCAGAGUUGUACAUAUGUUUCACAGUACAGGAUCUGUACAUAAAAGUUUCUUUCCUAAACCAUUCACCAAGAGCCAAUAUCUAGGCAUUUUCUUGGUAGCACAAAUUUUCUUAUUGCUUAGAAAAUUGUCCUCCUUGUUAUUUCUGUUUGUAAGACUUAAGUGAGUUAGGUCUUUAAGGAAAGCAACGCUCCUCUGAAAUGCUUGUCUUUUUUCUGUUGCCGAAAUAGCUGGUCCUUUUUCGGGAGUUAGAUGUAUAGAGUGUUUGUAUGUAAACAUUUCUUGUAGGCAUCACCAUGAACAAAGAUAUAUUUUCUAUUUAUUUAUUAUAUGUGCACUUCAAGAAGUCACUGUCAGAGAAAUAAAGAAUUGUCUUAAAUGUCAUGAUUGGAGAUGUCCUUUGCAUUGCUUGGAAGGGGUGUACCUAGAGCCAAGGAAAUUGGCUCUGGUUUGGAAAAAUUUUGCUGUUAUUAUAGUAAACAUACAAAGGAUGUCA
Homo sapiens (human) is the source of this 13330-nucleotide messenger RNA. RefSeq names its product cell migration inducing hyaluronidase 1 (gene CEMIP). Bases 6293 to 10483 code for a protein of 1396 amino acids. Gene Ontology annotation, molecular function: hyaluronic acid binding; hyalurononglucosaminidase activity. The transcript has 31 exons. Lineage: Eukaryota; Metazoa; Chordata; Mammalia; Primates; Hominidae. The record is from RefSeq and is a predicted model, not a curated record. Gene Ontology annotation, biological process: hyaluronan metabolic process; hyaluronan catabolic process. Gene Ontology annotation, cellular component: extracellular region; cytoplasm; clathrin-coated vesicle membrane.